This is a messenger RNA of Penicillium canariense, 516 nucleotides long. RefSeq lists its product as uncharacterized. The coding region runs from base 1 to 516 and encodes 171 amino acids. The record is from RefSeq and is a predicted model, not a curated record. NCBI's taxonomy places the organism in Eukaryota, Fungi, Ascomycota, Eurotiomycetes, Eurotiales, Aspergillaceae. The transcript has 2 exons.
AUGCGUCUUCAUUUCGUUUCCGCGCUCCUCAGCCUGGGAGGCGCUGCUAUUGCUGCCCCGGUUGCCAGCAACGCCGGGGCUGACGGCUCUGAUACGGGCAUUGGCCUGGGCGGUGGUGGCGGUGGUGGAGGUGGAGGUGGAGGUGGAGGUGGAGGUGGCUUCGGUGUUGGCGUUGGAGGCGGCUUUGGAGUCGGAGGUGGUGCAGGUGGUGGUUACGGUGGUGGUGACGAGGGCGGUUACGGUGGUGGUGACCAGGGCGGUUACGGUGGUGGUGACCAGGGUGGUUACGGUGGUGGUGGUGAUGGUGGUUAUGGUGGUGGUGGUAAUGGUGGUUACGGUGGUGAUGGUGGUUACGGUGGUGAUGGUGGUUACGGUGGUGAUAGUGGUUACGGUGGUGGUGAUGGUGGUGGAGCUGCUGCUGCUGCUGCUGCUGCUGCUGGAGCUGGUUCUGGUGCUGGAGCUGGUGCUGGUGCUAGUGCUGGACGAGGCAGCGGUAACGGCGGCUGGCGUAAGUAG